AUCUGGUUUGAGGAAGAACUGGAAACCAACCAUCGUCGCUUGAUUGGGCAGCCCUACUAAGAGAUUUCAAGCUUGUCGGUCUAUUGCAACAAGUAAAUCUCCCACAAUAUGCUCAAGAAUACGAUCUCUAGUCUUUGCAAGGCCGCCGCCCCUCAUAAUCUUGAUGACUCACCUGAAGAGUUGACGAUUGGCGUGGAGAUUGAGUUGGUUCUCUUGGUCCUGAACAACUCGAAAUACAAGCGUCCGAACAUUUUCUCCAACGGAGUUUCAGUCGUCUACGCGGCACCCUUCGAGGGAUUAAUGGAGGUUCGUCAUGCCAUUCACAGCAACACUGCAUUAACCGACGUCCUCGUUGACAGUCGCGAGAUUACUAGCAAAGAGAUGUACAAGAAGUGGCUCGUGUGUGAAGACAAUUCAGUUCACUUGACGGACGACGAGGACAGUCGAUUGGAGAGGUCUCUUGCCCACCUCGGGCACUCCGGUUCAUACACACCUUUCGGCAUUGAACUCAACUCGCCGAUCUACAAGCUUUCAGACCAGCAGAAAUGGUCAUCAGAAAUCAAAACAGUGCUCAGGGCUGUUCAGGUACACUUCAACAAGCCCGGGUCGUAUUUCCACAUCCUGACCAAUGGUAAUACGGGCUUCCACGUCCACAUUGGCACCAAGAAAGGGGGCUUCUCGAAGGGUUCAGUGAAAACCAUCGAGGGAAUUACCACCGUCUUCGAGCGGUUCAUCGAUCAGAUCCAUACCGCCUCUCGGAUUUCCCCCCUCCACCAUUGGAGCAAGCCAAAUACACUUCGAUACAACAACAAUGCCACCAAGCCGGGAAUUCUCAGCGACCCCCUCGCCUGGUGGACGGCGAAAAUCGAAUCAGUGGAAACCUGGGACGGCCUCAAACGUGCUCUCGACUGCGAAGUUCGGAAUUAUGCGGUCAACUACAGGAAUCUUCGUAAGCUUAGCGAGAGCCGCUACGCGAAGGAUACGGUGGAAUUCCGACAGCAUCGAAGCACCUUCGAUGCGGCCGAGAUCAUCUCUUGGGUUGCGUUCGUUGGCGCAAUCGGCAAAUAUGCCUUGAGGACGCCUCUCGACCAGGUAAAGCGUCUCCUCAAACAAUCGCGUAACCCCAAAUACUCGUUCGCAGAGCUGGUCUUGGAUCUUUCCUGCCCGCCAGUGGUCAUCAACACCUACAUCUCAAAAAUGAACCGUAGGUGGCAACAGUCUACCCCGACAAUCGGUAAGUCAUCGCUAUUCUACUCUCUGGCUGAGUACGUGGCUAGAAGGAAUGCGGUAGAUGUACACCCAACUGCAGUGGCGGUGGUCAUCUGGAAGAAGCUCCACGGUGCCUAUCCCCAGACGCGUCACAGCGGCCGCGCCAAUGCCGGUGGAGACUUUCACGAGAGCUUCCUGAAAGGUUUUGCGAAAACUAAUUGGCACGGUCUCAACCUGAACUCCUACCGCAGCACGCCCGCUUGGGGCCCGACAGAAGAUAGUUGGGAUGCCACAGAAUUGGAGCUCGACGGAAUCUACCAGACUUUCAACAGGCUCUUCAAGUAAGUUCCAUUUCCUUUCUAAUCCCUUUCCGUUCAGAUCGAUUCCUUCUAGAUUGGUUCUUUUCAAGUAGUUCAUUUCGAAUAAAAUCUUUUCUUCUCAAGUCAACAACUUUCAUUUUCA
Molecule: messenger RNA, 1671 nt
Organism: Eremomyces bilateralis CBS 781.70
Lineage: Eukaryota; Fungi; Ascomycota; Dothideomycetes; Eremomycetales; Eremomycetaceae
Exons: 1
Coding region: 109-1554 (481 amino acids)
Source: RefSeq, a predicted model, not a curated record